AUGUGUACGGAUCUAUAUAGCCGUAGCCGUAAUCAUGUACUGCUAAACUUAGAUGCCCGGGCUGAGGCUCUUUUGGUCGCUCUUGGCGCGGAGGCGGACACAGAGCUCUCCACCUUGGCGACUCAGUUUGCCCAAGUGGCCGGUCAGACACUCGCCCCGCGGACGUCCAAUGAUUACGCGCGGUCUUGGGAGCCUUUCCGCGAGUGGUGGGCGGCCAGGCGACUGCCCAGAAGCAUCUAUGACACCCCGGGUGAGGUGGUGGCGCUCUAUCUGCUCUCCCUGCUGAACUCGUCCAAGGAAGAUAAGGUGGGGCCUGGACGGGUUCGUACAGCGAGUGCAGCAAUCAGCUCCUAUUUCCGCCUAGCCGGCAGAGUGCCCCCUACAGAGCACCCUGCCUGCAGCAUCGUCCACGACCUCGCCGAAAAGCAACUCCAAGGCCGUAAGCUAGAACGCGACGCCCUGGAGCCGGCGGACAUCACGGCGCUGGCCCGGCUGGUCGGUGGGCCGGAGCCGCCCCUUGACCAGCUGAUGACCGUUACAGCCAUCGUGGUCAUGUUCGCGGGGUUCUUUCGGUUCGACGAUGCUGCGGAGAUCAGCGUUCACGAGGACCUUCUGGUUAUCACGGCAACUGGCAUGGAUGUUUUCAUCCCUCGUUCCAAGACCGAUCAGCAGAGACGGGGUCACUGGGUCCCCAUCGCCCGCGUCGGCGGUGCCGUGUGCCCCGUGGGCCUGACGGAGCGCCUUCUCACCCUGGGAGGGUACAAACGCCGCCCAGACACGCCGGACGAGGACGUCGGGCCCCUUUUGCGACCAGUCCAGUGGAACAGGGCCGGGGGGUACUUGUCAGGUCCUCUGACAGGCACGGUGGCCCAGCCAAUCCACUCCCUAUCGUACCCGGCCUUCUGCCAUCGGCUCAACAAGACUCUGCAGGCAGCGGGGAUCACCCGCCGCAUCACUGCGCAUUCCAUGCACAUAGGAGGAAACAGCACUGCCGCCGACCGCGGUGUGCCUGCGGACCUGCGCAAAGCGCAUGGCCGGUGGCGCAGCGACGCCAUGGUACAGCACUACACGCGGCGCGACGGGGAGGCGAAACUCUCCGUCUCCCGCAGCCUGGGCCUCGCCACCCCUUGCUUCCUCUUUCCGCUAUCCCAGUCUUGCCCCAGAUGCAGCACUGUUUGGCUCGGCCUGGCGUCGGCGGACUCCUGA
This is a messenger RNA of Volvox carteri f. nagariensis, 1206 nucleotides long. RefSeq lists its product as uncharacterized. The record is from RefSeq and is a predicted model, not a curated record. Lineage: Eukaryota; Viridiplantae; Chlorophyta; Chlorophyceae; Chlamydomonadales; Volvocaceae. Bases 1 to 1206 code for a protein of 401 amino acids. Gene Ontology annotation, biological process: DNA recombination; DNA integration. Gene Ontology annotation, molecular function: DNA binding. The transcript is spliced from 3 exons.